AUGGUGCACACCUUUGAGAAAUUUCAGAAGCUGGUGGACAAUGCCAUCAUGGUGGAGCAGGCCCGCAAGGAGAUGGGCAUUGAGAUGAAGAGGAAGUAUGAAUCGCAGGGCCGGUAUAGCAACCAGUGCCCCCACUUUGGACCACCACAAGGGACACUGUUUCAGAAUCAGUACGGGUGCCCCGCUCAGCAGAAUCAGCAAACACCACAGACUUCCCAUUCUGGUCAGUUAGUGCAGCACCCCAACUUCUCGCAGAACCGCCAGAACACUCCUACAAACACCCCUGCAAGGAACAACACCCCCGCAGCCCCUGGAGGCAAUGUCUGCUUCAAGUGUGGUGAGCCUGGGCACUAUGCCAACGCUUGUCCCAAGAGGAAUGCCUAG
This is a messenger RNA of Panicum virgatum (switchgrass), 384 nucleotides long. RefSeq names its product cleavage and polyadenylation specificity factor subunit 4-like. The coding region runs from base 1 to 384 and encodes 127 amino acids. The transcript has a single exon. NCBI's taxonomy places the organism in Eukaryota, Viridiplantae, Streptophyta, Magnoliopsida, Poales, Poaceae. Gene Ontology annotation, molecular function: zinc ion binding; nucleic acid binding. The record is from RefSeq and is a predicted model, not a curated record.